Drosophila willistoni is the source of this 955-nucleotide messenger RNA. It is a transcript of the gene GILT3, whose product is annotated as GILT-like protein 3. The transcript has 3 exons. Gene Ontology annotation, molecular function: oxidoreductase activity, acting on a sulfur group of donors, disulfide as acceptor. The coding region runs from base 69 to 794 and encodes 241 amino acids. Lineage: Eukaryota; Metazoa; Arthropoda; Insecta; Diptera; Drosophilidae. The record is from RefSeq and is a predicted model, not a curated record.
ACAGUUGUGUUUGGUUUGUGAAGCUGGAAAGAGUGGUAACGCGGUGCACGAGAUACUAAAAUCUGACAAUGAAUAUUAUAAAAUGGAAAAUCAACUGGGCACUUGUCAUAAUUAUAAUCGUCAUGAUGUUCGUUAUGUCAAUUGCGGAUGCAGAGCAGCAGCAGCAGCAAAAUGUGACAACUGACACAACAGCAACAACAAUAAGUGACCCAAGACCGAGAACUGCAUCUAGAGGCAAAUUGCUAUUGGCUAUUCACUAUGAAGCUUUGUGUCCAGAUAGCAUGUUCUUCAUAAGGCGAAGGCUAUAUGAUGCUCUGCAGGAUAACGCUUGGUGGCCACGCGUAGAUUUGAAGCUUUAUCCCUUUGGCAAGGCGGGUUUCUACAACAAUACGGAAAUCGGAGAGAUGGAAGUUUUCUGUCAACAUGGCAGCGAGGAAUGUGAACUGAAUGCUCUACAUGCUUGCAUUAUAGAAACUCUCGACAUAAAAUCGGCUUUUGAGCUUAUCAAUUGUAUGCUUCGUUCGUAUACAAAUCAAAUUGAUAAAUGUGCUGAACAUUUUCAAUUGGAUGUGAAUGCAGCCAAAGAGUGCAAACGUUCAAGGAAAACUCCACAAAUCCUACAACCUUAUGGUACGGCAACAUUGGCUUUGGGGAUCUCCUAUGUUCCAACCAUUGUCUUUGAAAAUAAAUUCCAACCCUAUGAUCAGAGCAGCAUCCGCUACAAUUUCGAGGAACAUUUCUGCAAGGAAUAUGAGAAGAGAUUCCAUAUUAAAUUGCCCACUUGUAAUCUUUAAAAUUAAAAAAAAAUACGUACAAAUAUAAAUUUAUCUCUGACUCAUCUCGAAAUUUCAUCUACAUCAUUAUCAAAUAGAAAUGUAUAAGAAUUUAUUUGCCAGCGAUAAGGCGUAUCUGUUUUUAAAAAAAUGGAAUAUAAAAUUAAAUAUUACGACGCUGA